ACUUCCCAGUUAUUUCCGCUCGGGACGAGAUUUCAUUUAUUGUCUCUCAAAAUCUUUUAUUGAAAAGAAAGAAAAAAAAAAAAGAUUUUUAACUUUAUUUCGUACUUAAGCGAAAACAGUAGUAGUAGUAGUAGUAUUAAUCCCGGACUCUUGAGUUUUGAGAAUAUCCUUACUUUGCAAUAGUAGUAUCCAUUUAAGCGUCGAGAGAGAGAGAGAGAAAGACUUGUCUAGGGUUUUUCCGAUUCUGCUUCUCUGAUCUUUUUCUUCGUCAAGCUCCCAUGGCUGGACGAUCAUGGCUAAUCGAUAGCAACCGCAUUGCAACGAAAAUUAUGAGUGCAUCGGCUGGGUCUGACCCUCGCCAAGUUGUGUGGAAAAGCAAUCCUACAAGACACUGUCCAAACUGUCGACAUGUCAUUGACAACAGCGAUGUUGUUGAUGAGUGGCCAGGCUUGCCUCGAGGUGUGAAGUUCGAUCCAUCUGAUCCAGAGAUCAUUUGGCACUUGCUAGCAAAAUCUGGUUUAUCAGGUUUAAGUUCUCACCCGUUCAUCGAUGAGUUCAUCCCAACCGUCAAUCAAGAUGAUGGAAUCUGUUACACUCAUCCUAAGAAUUUACCAGGUGUUAAGAACGAUGGAACAGUGUCCCACUUCUUUCAUAAGGCAAUCAAAGCCUACAGCACAGGAACUCGAAAGCGUAGAAAGAUUCACGACGACGAUUUUGGCGAUGUGCGCUGGCAUAAGACAGGAAGAACUAAACCGGUUGUGUUGGAUGGUGUUCAAAGAGGGUGCAAGAAAAUUAUGGUUCUCUAUGGUGGAAAAGCCGUGAAAACGAACUGGGUGAUGCACCAAUAUCACUUGGGAAUAGAAGAAGAUGAGAAGGAAGGUGAUUAUGUUGUUUCUAAGAUAUUCUACCAGCAGCCACAGCAGCUAGUUGUCAAGCAAGGUGAUAAGGCUGAGCAAGAAGUCUCUGAGGAAAUCUUUGCUGCAAUGACUCCAAAAGUGGAUCCUGUCACUCCGAAAUUAGUUACACCUGAGCAUCGAGAUGCUGUACAACUUUGUUCUGAUUCUCACUUUGCAAAUGACUAUGUUACUCCCCAUAGCUAUGUUACUGCCCAAGAGGUUUCUCUUGCUGAGACAUCUGAGGUAAUGUAUAUGGAAGAUGAGGUCCAGAGUUUUCAGCCUAAUCUUGAAAGACCAAGUUCUGCAUAUGAGCCUGAGCCUGAGCCUGAGCCUGAGCCCGAACCUGGACUUGAAAACGAUGCAAAAGAAAUAAUAGAUGAUAAAGAAGAGCAAGAGAAGGACAGAGAUGAUGAAAACGAAGCUGAGGAACAGCCGACUUGGUUUGACAGCGAAUCUCAGUUUAUCUUGAACUCGCAACAGCUUGUGGAAGCCUUGUCUCUUUGCGAUGAUAUCUUGCUAGUGGGAUCACAGGACAGGGAAGAGAACACAAACAGUGGAAGCUUAAAGAAUAAACAAUCAUGUUUUGCAGAUUACGCAAACCUAGGAACAGAAGACUUUAAACGGGACCUGGAGGAAUGUCAGAAGAUCGUUCUUGAUCCCUCCAACAUCGAGCUCGAUACUCCACCUGAGUUUCGUCUGAGCCAGCUGGAAUUUGGAUCACAGGACAGCUUUCUCGCCUGGGGGACUGGAAAGACUGACUGACUUAACAAAAUCUACCACGAGCUCGAGGCUAUGGAACUCAUUGAUAUUUUUUGGUUGGCAAAACAGUGCCAAGCUGUUGUUGUAAUAUGGUAGUUUCCUCGAGGGAUUGAUUCGUACUUGUUUUGGUGUUUUUUUUGUUUUCGGAUUGAUUAGAACUACUUUGGAACGUGUUUUCUGAUCUAAUUUGCAAUGUCAGUAUGUAAAUAUGAUGCUUUUGAAGAUUUUUAUGAGAUCCAAGGAUGUAUGAAUUAUAUA
This is a messenger RNA of Camelina sativa (false flax), 1913 nucleotides long. Its product is annotated as SUPPRESSOR OF GAMMA RESPONSE 1. Gene Ontology annotation, biological process: regulation of DNA-templated transcription. Gene Ontology annotation, cellular component: nucleus. NCBI's taxonomy places the organism in Eukaryota, Viridiplantae, Streptophyta, Magnoliopsida, Brassicales, Brassicaceae. The record is from RefSeq and is a predicted model, not a curated record. Gene Ontology annotation, molecular function: transcription cis-regulatory region binding; DNA-binding transcription factor activity.